AUGUCGACAAAAUCAUCGACUUCAUCUAAAAAAUCAGCCAGUAAAAGACUUGGUAAUUUUACAAUUACUUGCCCUGAUUUAACUGAUGAAAAAAAAGAAGCAAGCACUUAUACUCUCGAAGUACCUUCAUCAUCAACAACACUCAAUUAUCAUGGACAAACUAUUGAUGUUAACACACAACAAUUCGAUACUCUUCGUGUAUUAGGACGUGGUUGUUAUGGAUAUGUACUUGCUGUAAAAAUUGAUGGUUAUCCAGAUGUUCAAAUGGCUGUUAAAAGAAUAGCACUUGAAACGAAAGAAGAACGUCAAGCAUCAACAUAUACAGAUUUAACAACAAUUCAAAAAGUUGGUUCACAUAAUUAUCCAUAUAUUAUUUCUUAUUAUGGAGCUGUUAUCGAUAGAGAAAGUAGUGAAUUAGUUAUUUGUGUAGAAUUAAUGGAUGCAUCACUGGAUAGAUUUUAUCAAACAAUGCAUUCAUUUGAUAAUGUUACCUAUACAGAAUUUGAUCAUGUUUUAUGUCGUCUAACUCAUAAUAUAACAUCAGCACUUCAUUUUCUUAAAACUCAUCGAAUUUUACAUCGUGAUGUUAAACCACAAAAUAUGCUUGUUAAUAAACAAUGUGUAUUUAAAUUAUGUGAUUUUGGUAUUAGUCGUCAAAUGCGUAUGUCUCAAUCAAUAGCUGUUGGUUCUGUUCAAGGAACUGAAGCUUAUUUACCGCCUGAAUUAAUUGGAGAAACUGGUCAAACUUAUGGUAUUCGAGCUGAUAUGUGGGCAUUAGGAAUGAGUUUGCUUGAGAUUGUCACUGGAAAACAACCAUUUGCAAAUUUAAGUUCAUUUCAUACAAUAACAGCUAUUCGAACCUGGAAUCUAACACUACCAGUAAAUUCAAAAACUUCAAAUGAUAUGAAACAACUUCUAACAUAUUUACUUAAAAGAACUGUUGAAGAACGACCAAAAACUUAUCUUGAAAUACUUGAAAUACCAUCGAUACGAGAUGUUAGUGAAAAUCCAUCAGAUGAAGAAAAAGCAUUUGUAAUUCGUAUACUCGAUAAUUUACUUCCAUUAAAUGAAUAA
Messenger RNA from Adineta steineri, 1074 nucleotides. The record is from the annotation of a GenBank genome assembly. Lineage: Eukaryota; Metazoa; Rotifera; Eurotatoria; Adinetida; Adinetidae.